AGAAGUCCCGGUGACAACCUUGGGUCGGACGUGGUAAUGCCUUUCCGCUAUUUACAUUUCCUAACGCAUGUGUCAUUUAUUUCGCCAUCAAAUAAUACUGAAUCAUAUGCCAAAAAAGUGGGCAUAGACAAAUUGUUGGCCUGUAUCACUAAUUUGCAUUUUAAUGCAGUUCGAAAUGAAGCCUGAUUUAUUACUACCUUUUUCAUUUUACCGUAAGAACCAGCUUUGUGUAUUUCAAGUUGUUGUCGUAAACUGCAAAUUUCCUGCUGUCGUCGGGGUUUCGUCCUCAGACAAUGUUGAGAUAUCUGAUGAGAUGUUAUCCAAGUUCGGUCCAGACUUACCUCGAAGAUUGACCAUUCAACUACCAACGCGAGUGAUUCCGGUAGAGUCAUUGAGACUACAGAUUAUGACUCCAAUGGACUCAGUUCUCUUGCCUCUUCUGGAAAAUAGUCUACAUUACAGGUUGCGUAAGUUCUGACACUGAUUACUAAAAUUUUCAGAGAUGUCACACACCAUGGUUGGAACAAAACAGACUAUUCGAGCGCUUGGAGAUAACUUCAGUCUACUAACCGUCGAGGCCAUUUCAGCAUCUGGAGAAUCGUUCCCCAUUCAGAACACCAGGCAAACAAUUUUAAAGGAGGAUUAUGACUUACCUCCACAUCUCAACGACCUCAGUUUUCCCUUUGAAUCAUUCAGCAACAGUGAUAAUCUGUGGUCAUGUGAACUUAUUCAGUCAUCCACUGAUCAACCUGUUUUUAAAAUUGGUUCUUCUACCAAGUUAAUCUUGGUCCAAGCUGAAGCUCCACCUAAUUUUUCAGUUGGGUUUAGAAGCUCUGAGAUUUCCAAGUUGAUACCAAAAGGCAAUUACACGAAUAGUUACUUGUUUGGUUUAGAUACAGUUAGAGAUGUGAUUCUUGGCUAUCUCAGAAACUUCCUAUUAACAUGUGUUCAUGGAAAUGAAACUGUUUUUUCUUCCAAUAUAACGCCUGGGAUUAUCCUUUAUGGACUUCCUGGCUGUGGAAAACGUACAUUUCUUGACGAUAUUGCCAAUGACCAAAUCCACUCAGUUUCAACAAAUGGGUCCUCGUAUGAAAAGCCAGUAUUCGUCACACUUACAUCUAACUUGGUCACCGAGUUAACUAAUAAAUCUCAUCAUAAUGGCUAUCGCUGGCUGAUGAACAUGAUUGGACAAUUAGAUGUCAGUAACAGAAACUGUAUUCCUGUAGUUAUUUUAUGGCCUAACAUCGACAAGUGGAUCGAUAAUGAUGAGAAUUUAGAUACUAAUACUCAUUCUACAGCUGAUACGGAUGUUGAAUCAAAAAUGUUUCCCAAAAUUUUAGAAAGGUUUAUCGAGUCGAUCCAAUUGGUUACACAGAGUUUGGUUCACAAUCAAAAGUCAACAUGUCGAUUUUGCAUCCUAGCAACAGCCACUACGAUUGACAAAGUUUUUAGUGUUCAUGAAUGCAGGGAACUAUUUUAUAGACGUUUGUUAAUAUCACUUCCCGAUGCAAGCAAACGUUAUCAGAUAUUGUACCACAAUAUCCAAGCAUGUUUGAGUCAUGGGACUAAUUUCAUGUCUAGUAGUGAAUCUCCUCACGGUUCCAUUGUGAAUAUCCAGUCAUGCGAGAUAACAGAUGAAAAUGAAAGUCUUAUUCACGUUGCGGCUCGAUUACAUGGUUAUACGCCCAAGGAUUUGGUUCGCUUGGUUCAUGUAAGCUACGCAACCUUCCUAUCCAAACAGAACGACAGUUCAAAGGACUUUCCCAGAACUAGAGACUUUAAUCAAUCAUUGAAUUCGUUCUGUGAAAUUUUGAUAAAUGAAUCUUUUUCAUAUUUGCCGAUAAAUCUUUCUCAACAUAUAACCUCGGUGGAACCGUUAAGGUGGACUGAUAUCGGUGGAUAUCGUGAACUGAAACUCAUAUUUAAAACUAUGAUACAGGAUCGUCUGGUUAGUGCUGCAAAACCCAAUAGCGUAGAUGCACAAGCAGACGCUGCUCUGCGUCUUCGUGUACCUCGUGGGAUAUUACUUCAUGGUCCUCCAGGUUGUUCCAAAACUAUGUUUGUGCGAGCAUUGGCUACUGAAUGUCAACUCCCACUAAUCGCAAUUCAGGCAUCUAGGAUAUUUGGUCGUUAUGUUGGUGACAGUGAACGUAAUAUGCGAAGAAUUCUUGUACAUGCUCGUGCUUCUGCUCCUGCUAUUUUAUUUAUUGAUGAAAUUGAUUUGUUACUUCCUUCCCGAAAUUCAGGAGAAACAAGUGCAAGUGAACAUGUCUUAGGUGAAGUUCUAAUGGCUAUGGACGGAGUUGAAGGUCAAAAUGGACAAGUAAUUCUCGUAGCAGCAACUAACAGAAUGGAUAAUUUAGAUUCAGCAUUAAGUCGCGCUGGUCGUUUUGAUUUAGUCAUUGAAGUAUCACCACCCGAUGCAGAAGCUCGGACAGAUAUUCUACGUUUAGAAUUAUCAAAACGUGCACUAAAAGAUAACUUAUUACUAAAUUCUAAAUGGUUAAAUUUAUUCGCUACAAAUCAAUUGAAUAAUUAUACAGGAGCAGAAGUUGUCCAAGUAGUUCAACAAGCUGCUCAAAUUGCUCGUCAAGAUAAUUCUAAUCAAAUAUCUAAAAAGCAUCUUCUACAAGCUCAAAUUCUUUUGCCUCCUCGUUCACUAUUAAAUUAUUUCUCUCAAAGAAAGAUAAUAAACAACCAGGUGACUAUGUCGACCAAUACUAAUUUGUUAUUAAUUCGUCGUAAAAUUUUAAUUUUUCCAGUUUUAAUUCUAUGUAUUGCUAUUACUUUUCAAAUGGUUUAUAUUAACAAUAUAUCUAAAGUUAUAUGAAAAGAUAUACUUUAUUUCUGAAGAUAUUCAUAGUGUUUGAUAAACUCAGUUGUUCUUUUUUCCUGUGAUUAUACGAGUGUGUCAUGUUCUCCAUUUUUUUAAUAUUUAGAAUAUAUAUGUACAUUUUUAUUAUAAAACAAUGACACUAAGAGAUCUCUGCCAUAUAUUCCUAUUAUGUACUACAAAUACAAGAAAAUAACUUGUUCGUUCUCUUCAUUCUCCAAACUUUUAUCUGUAUGAUUUGCUUACGAUCAACUUAUUUUGAACUUAAUCCUUUAGAAAGUGUAUGUACAUAUCAAUGAAUUAGCUACGUACAAGCAUAUCUUCAUUUUAGAAAGCAAUUGUAUUUUUCUUUUUGUUUAUGAAUUCUAAGUACCUAAACAUUCCGCUGAAAGUGGAUGUGCUAGAAGAAAGAUGUUUAAUAGAAUAUACUCAUAAGUUG
Messenger RNA from Schistosoma spindalis, 3272 nucleotides. The record is from the annotation of a GenBank genome assembly. NCBI's taxonomy places the organism in Eukaryota, Metazoa, Platyhelminthes, Trematoda, Strigeidida, Schistosomatidae.